AUGAAAACGGACUGGCACAGAUAUAAUCUCAAGAGGAGAGUAACUCAGCUUCCACCAGUUGACGAAGAAACGUUUAAAGGGAAGGUGGUUGCGACUGAAGCCAAGGAUGCAUCAUCGACCGAAGAGAACAAAGGUAUAGACAAAUCUAGAAGAAAGAAUGAAAGAGCUGCAAAGAAAGAGUUAUUGAGACAACAACGUGAAGCGCUUUUGAAAGGCAUCCCAGGGGAAAUUGAAAACGAGAAGAACAAAAGCUUAGAGUCUUCAUCUGAGGACGCUGAGCUCAAUAAUAUGAUGGAGGCAAAGAUAAACCAACGCGUGGAGAUUAAACCAACUACAUGUUUAUUCUGCUCAGAUAAGAAACAGGCUCACUUUGACAGUGUCGAAGAAAAUAUCUCACAUAUGACCAAGAUUCACGGGCUCUUUUUGCCUGAAAAAAAGUACCUCGUUGAUGUUGAAGGAUUGAUAGUAUAUCUAGGGGAGAAGCUUGGUUUGGGAAAUGUUUGCUUGUCAUGUUCCUACCAGGGCAAAAGUUUAGCGGCCGUGAGGGAGCACAUGCACAGUAAGCGCCACAUCCGUAUACCAUAUGAAAGUGAUGAAGAAAAGUUAGAAAUUUCCGACUUUUACGACUUCACAUCGUCUUAUAAGAAUGACGCAAGUGAAUUUCAGACCGAAAACGAUGAAGAGGAUUGGGAAGAUGUUUCUGAAACAGAUUUUGAUGACAAGGAGUCCGAUGAUGAGGAUAGUGAGAAUGAUCUCACAGCUUCUGGGGAAGACUUUAUUAUAAAUCUUGGCGACGAGUUAAUUCUUCCAAAUGGUUUAUCGCUAGGUCAUAGACGACUCCGAAAACUUCGCAAACAAAAACAGGAACUCAUUCUUUCGGAAGGUCAAGGAACUGUUGUGGCAGCCGAAUGUAGGCAGUUGAGCUUCCAAAAUCUGCAAGUCACAAAAGAGCAGCAGCAGGUUUGGAAGUCAGAGAAAAGAAUGUACGACCUCAAGGACAGGCGGCUGUCUAAAUACGUCAACAACCAGCCCCACUUUCGGGACCAGCUACUUCAGUGA
Candidozyma duobushaemuli is the source of this 1059-nucleotide messenger RNA. It is a transcript of the gene REI1, whose product is annotated as Rei1p. The coding region runs from base 1 to 1059 and encodes 352 amino acids. Lineage: Eukaryota; Fungi; Ascomycota; Pichiomycetes; Serinales; Metschnikowiaceae. The record is from RefSeq and is a predicted model, not a curated record. The transcript has a single exon. Gene Ontology annotation, cellular component: preribosome, large subunit precursor. Gene Ontology annotation, biological process: ribosomal large subunit biogenesis.